AUGGCUACUCAAGGUCAAGUUAUUACCUGCAAAGCGGCGGUGGCAUGGGAACCAAACAAGCCAUUAGUGAUCGAGGAGGUGCAGGUGGCGCCGCCGGAAGCCGGAGAGGUCAGAGUCCAGAUCCUUUUUGCUGCUCUCUGCCAUACCGACGCCUACACCUGGAGUGGCAAGGAUCCUGAAGGUCUCUUCCCAUGUAUUCUUGGUCACGAGGCUGCAGGAAUAGUGGAAAGUGUUGGAGAAGGCGUUACUGAUGUUCAACCAGGAGAUCAUGUCAUUCCUUGCUACCAGGCAGAAUGUAAGGAAUGCAAAAUUUGCAAGUCUGGAAAGACAAAUCUAUGUGGAAAAGUAAGGUUAGCUACUGGAGCUGGAGUUAUGUUCAGUGAUCGCAAGUGUCGUUUCUCAAUCAAUGGAAAACCUCUUUAUCAUUUCAUGGGAACAUCAACAUUUAGCCAAUAUACUGUUGUCCACGACGUCAGUGUUGCAAAGAUUGAUCCUAAAGCACCUUUGGAGAAAGUGUGUCUCCUUGGCUGUGGUGUUUCAACGGGCCUUGGAGCAGUUUGGAAUACAGCAAAGGUAGAACCAGGUUCCAUAGUUGCUGUUUUUGGCCUUGGCACUGUUGGACUUGCUGUGGCAGAGGGUGCAAAAGCUGCUGGUGCUUCACGAGUAAUUGGAAUAGACAUCGACAGUAAAAAAUAUGAUAUAGCAAAGAAUUUUGGGGUCACUGAAUUUAUCAACCCAAAAGACCACGAGAAACCAAUACAGCAGAUUAUUGUGGAUAUGACAGAUGGUGGCGUCGAUUAUAGCUUCGAGUGCAUUGGGAAUGUCUCUAUAAUGAGGGCUGCUCUGGAGUGCUGCCAUAAAGGGUGGGGAACAUCAGUUAUCGUAGGUGUUGCAGCGUCUGGCCAAGAAAUCUCAACCCGGCCAUUUCAGCUUGUGACAGGUCGUGUCUGGAAGGGCACAGCUUUUGGUGGUUUCAAGAGCCGUUCUCAAGUCCCUUGGCUCGUCGACAAGUAUAUGAACAAAGAAAUCAAGGUCGAUGAAUACAUCACCCACAAUUUGACUCUCGUGGAGAUAAACAAAGCUUUUGAUCUGUUGCAUGGAGGAGACUGCCUCCGUGUGGUGCUGAAUAUGCAAGUUUGA
Molecule: messenger RNA, 1140 nt
Organism: Fraxinus pennsylvanica
Lineage: Eukaryota; Viridiplantae; Streptophyta; Magnoliopsida; Lamiales; Oleaceae
Source: the annotation of a GenBank genome assembly